AUGAAUGAAGUGCAGCAGGUGCCCUACUCUUCUGUGCUGCGAAUCCACUGUGGCACAGAUGUCCCCCUCACCGGUGUGUUCUGCACUCUUGAUCCAGUUUCGGGAAACGUUGUCCUCUGUUCCCUUCCUGACGACACCAAAGCCGGCUCUGAGACUAUUUCCGUCAUAUCGGGCUGGUCCAUCACCAAAGUCGAGGUACUUUCCUUUGCCUUUGUAGGGACCCUCUUCUCCUUUCGUACGUAA
Messenger RNA from Dibothriocephalus latus, 243 nucleotides. Lineage: Eukaryota; Metazoa; Platyhelminthes; Cestoda; Diphyllobothriidea; Diphyllobothriidae. The record is from the annotation of a GenBank genome assembly.